Molecule: messenger RNA, 3392 nt
Organism: Oryzias latipes (Japanese medaka)
Lineage: Eukaryota; Metazoa; Chordata; Actinopteri; Beloniformes; Adrianichthyidae
Product: protein sel-1 homolog 3
Molecular function (GO): protein binding
Source: RefSeq, a predicted model, not a curated record
GUCUGCUCAUUGUCUCCUUCCUGAUCUGUCUAUGUGGUAAGUGGGUGUAGUGUUGUCUAAUAUUUACUUAUGAUUUACUGUAAAGGAAGUGGAGCAGGACCUUCAGGAUCUGUUUCAGUGAAACCCGAAUACCUUCACAGGUGUAAGGGAACACUCUGAUCAUGGCUCCUGAUGCAGAUUUCAAAAACAUCUGGCUGGUUUGCCUCUGGAUGCAGGUUGUUUGGAGUUUAGAUGAAGUGGUUCUUCUGAAUCCUCCAGAGGAGCCUCUCCCAGAUUAUCUGUUACAGAUACUUUACUCCUGUGAUGAACCUGCAGCAGUGCAACUGGAUUGUAUUGUAUCUUUUGAAAUUGGCACCGUCUCCACAUUCUUGCUAAGGAAUUGGAGUUGCGUCCCCGGAGAACGCGUGAUAAAGACAACGAGGCUCAACCUGCCGGACUGGUUGGUGUAUCAAGCGGAUGGAGUGGUUCCAGAUUCCCAGUGGGUGCUGAGCUGCAUCCUUCGCGCCUCCGUCAGGAGCAGAGGACUGAGCGAUUCUGAGAGGUCUAUCAGGGCUCAGGAUGUGGCAUCUGUGCAGCCUAAGCCCUUCUUCAGCCGACCAUGUAAACGCCACAAGCUCUGCUUCGCAUGGUGCAAACAAAUGCUGCAAUUAACUCCAAAGUUUUUACAAAGGCAGUGUCCUUUUGAGCAAGAAACAGUUCAAAUCCUGACUACCAUCUUUGCCUCAACUGGAGAAAACUUUGGGGUAACAAAGACGCUGGAGCCCUUCAGGAACGAAUUCCUGGAAUACGUUCGACUUAAGAAUAACUUGUUUCCAUGGUGUAUGAUUUCCUUUUGGAUUUUUCUGACAAGUCACUGCAAGCAAAACCUUUGUGGUCUGUUUUACCAUAUAGAUUCCCAAAACAACUAUGUCACACCAACAGUUUUACUCAAACAAACAGGCCAUUUACACAUCCAGAUGAAUGGGGAGAGUGAGGAAUCAUCCGCGUUUCUCUCCUUGUUCACUGUGCCUUUAAACCAGUGGUGCCAAAUCAGUUUGAUGUUGGAGGGAAGGAAAGUGAAAGUUUCCAUGGCGUGCUUGAACAGAACCAUUCAAGUAUCAGAACAUGUGUUUGGGCAUGCCAUCUUGUUUGAUGACACAGAAGGAUACUUUGUCGUGGGUGGAGGGAAGUUUAUUCAGGGUGCAGAGGGCUAUUUUGGACCAGUUGUUUACAAUCGUAACAAAAUAUCGGCCCAGAAACAGUCUGAGACAGUUAUUCCAGAUGUGAUAAAGAGUUUGAACCUGACUGGAUGGCUUCAGAGCUGUCAAGAAUUUCGAGAGGAAAUGGUGACCAAGAUUAAAGGCUUUUUACUGAAGAAAAAGCAGAGAAUAGGUUUGGGUAAAAGGUUUAGAUGUCUACUUGAUAUCGGUGAAGUUAUUAUAUCAAAAGAUUGUGACUCUUUUAAUUUUUCAGAGACUGGUUUUGAUAUUUCUCAUCCAUGGAUGGGAAAGAAAGAACUUCCACCAAACUCACAGUGUGAGCCAUGGGAGAAAACCGCUCCUCACAGAAAAAAAGCUGUUGAUCUGGCCAUGUUAUUGGUUUUUAAAUAUGGAGAAAAAGUGAGCCUGGAAGCUGUCAGCAAAGCCCUGUACUCCUUAUCAGUUCAGAGGCUGAGCAGAGCAAGCAGCAUUGCAGUGGUCAGCAGAAUGUUACCACUGCUGCUCCAAGCCGGCUGCUUGGGUGAUAACGGAGCUCUACACAUGUCAUCUGUGCUCUACAGUGCGGGACUGGGAGUCCAGAAGCAACCCGUGAAGGCUUGGCUGCUCGCUCUGCUGGCUGCCCAGAAAGAUGACCGGCUGGCACUGCUGCAUCUUGGGUACAUGCAUCACCAGGGGCGGCACGGUCUCCCAAAGGACCCUGAUCUGGCCUAUGCCUAUUAUUCAAAUAUUGCAAAACAGACCACUUUGGACCGCCAUAAUCACACACUACAGCAGUCAUUUGUUGAGGCUGUUUAUUUGAACAAUGAAGAGGCCCUGAACCUCCAGACCAGAGAAGACCAUCAUAUUUUUCAGUGGCUAAAGCAUCAGGCUCAGAGAGGAGCAGCUGACGCCGAGCAAACAAUUGCCCGGAUGCUGUUUUGGGGUCAGCAAGGACUGUCUCCAAACAUCCAGGAAGCGGUGAAGCACUACAGAAGAGGAGCUGUCCAGCUGGAGGACCCCGUGUCAAUGUACGAUUAUGGGAUCGUGCUCCUGCAGGGUCAUGGAGUUGACAAAGACAUCCAAAAAGGGCUCACUUUUUUAAAGAAAUCCAUGGACCAGGGUUUUGUUCCUGCAAUCACUGCCUUAGCUUGGUACUACGAACAGUAUGAACAUGACUACAGGAAGGCGGUGCAGCUGUGGGAGAAGGCUGAUCUGCUCGGGUGUCCCGAUGCUGCUCUGAAUCUGGGUGUCAUUCAUUCACUGGGUCUGUUCCCGGGGAAACCUGCUAGUCAGUAUAUGGCGUACACAUACUAUCUGAAGUCUGCAAACAGAGGACAGAUCAGAGGAGCAGUUCACCUGGCUGAAGUCUGGGCCACUGGGAUACCCGGCAAUGUGACCAGACGGCCGUCUGAUGCAGUUUUGUGGGUUAAAUGGGCAGCAGAACAAAAUGGAUAUUUGGGCAGAAUCUUACGGAAAGCACUUGAUUCCUAUCUUUUGAGUGACAUGUUUAGCUCUCUUCUGUAUUACGUGAUAGCAGCUGAAUCAGGAUAUGCGCCAGCCCAGUUUAAUGUUGCAUACCUUUGUGAGCAAAAUGCGGGGCGUUUUCUGGAUCCUGCUUUUGCAAAACAUUGUAUGUGGACUUAUUACAACUUCACAAUCCAAAGUGAAAACUCUGACACCUAUGCGCUCAUUAGAAUGGGAGACCUGUUGUAUGAGGGACAUGGCAGCAGAGGGAGAGACCUGUUCUUUGCAGCACAAAUGUACACACAGGCAGCCCUAAAGGGAAACCCACAGGGCUGGUACAGCCUUGGCCUGCUUGCUGAGGACGUGUACAGGCUGCCCCUUUCAAUACUUUCUAAACUUGGCCUGUCAAAGUUAUACAUGGCAGACAACAGUUUACUUCAAACCGCUUUGUUUCAAAGGUGCAGAGACUCCGACAUUGCAGAUUCAUAUCUGCCUUGCAGCCUGGCCCUCUUCAAAGUGUUUUUACAGUCGUUCCAAAAGGAGUACAGUGAUUCUUUUAAGUUCUUGGCUGCUGUUGCCGUUGUCGCUGGUCCAACAGUACUCGUGAUCAUUGGAGCGCUCAGGAGACGUGUUUUGUCUCUUAACUAGAACAAAUAAUGGCAUCCCAGUGUGUGAAAAAAGCCUACUGUUAUGUAUUUUUUUUUUGUAGGAGUUAAUAAAAAAAAAAGCUUGUUCUCGGAAGAAAAAAAA